Messenger RNA from Jaculus jaculus (lesser Egyptian jerboa), 751 nucleotides. It is a transcript of the gene Hrct1, whose product is annotated as histidine rich carboxyl terminus 1. The transcript has a single exon. Lineage: Eukaryota; Metazoa; Chordata; Mammalia; Rodentia; Dipodidae. Bases 1 to 309 code for a protein of 102 amino acids. The record is from RefSeq and is a predicted model, not a curated record.
AUGCUGGGCACGACGGCGUCGGCGGGCUGGGUGGCGGGCGCUGCGGUGGCCGUGCUGCUGCUGCUGCUGCUGCUGCUGGCCACCUGCCUCUUCCACGGGGCGCGGGAUCCCGACGCCGAGAGGAACCACCCGUCGGCAGGGGGAAACCGAGUCCGGACAGCCCAGCCUCGGCUCUUCAAGAGCCGGCGUCGGGGUCUCCUGGGACCCUUUCACCAUCACCACCAUCAUCAUCACCUUGGCCACGUGUCUCCCGGGCCCGCUGUUGGCCUCCAUCUCCACAAGCAUCACCACCAGCGCCACCACCACUGAGGCCUGUGGGUGGCAGACGCCCGGCCCCGUCGUCCUGCAUCAGUCACCGGGAUGAGCAGAACCCCUGACGUCUCUGUGUCGGAAGGAUGUGUCUCUAGGGUGACUGGGGAGUACUGGGGACCCCGAGUCCUGUUUGGGCUUUAGUUGGCCCCUCCCCUGCCAUGCAGCAGGAACCCUAGAAACUCCUGAGUUGGCUUGGCAGGAUUGGCUGGUCGACCCCACCUGUGACAGUAACUCCUGGUGGCCGGGAAGCAACCAGGGGUGUCUGUAGGGCCAGCGCAUAGGUGGAUGUGAAGGACUCGCCUGACUUUUGUGGGCAGCUGCAGGCCUGUGGACGUCAAGGAGCUGGCUGCGAGAUGCCCUAAAGGGUACAGAAAGCGGCAUGGGACUGCACCAUCCGUUCAUUGGUGUCUUGGUACAAGAAAUAAAAGCCACAAGAAAA